Plasmopara halstedii is the source of this 150-nucleotide messenger RNA. RefSeq lists its product as uncharacterized. The transcript is spliced from 2 exons. The coding region runs from base 1 to 150 and encodes 49 amino acids. Lineage: Eukaryota; Oomycota; Peronosporomycetes; Peronosporales; Peronosporaceae. The record is from RefSeq and is a predicted model, not a curated record.
AUGCCCGAAUCUUUAAUUACUGGCGAGACUUUUGGUGACGAAGCCGAUGAUGACCCAAUUCUUGAUGCUCCUGAAUUUAAUGCAAGAGACUGUCCAAUCGUCACAGCAUCUAUAGACUUUUUUUUAGAGCUAGUCUGCGAUUCGACAUAG